This is a messenger RNA of Trematosphaeria pertusa, 3169 nucleotides long. RefSeq lists its product as uncharacterized. The record is from RefSeq and is a predicted model, not a curated record. The coding region runs from base 18 to 2798 and encodes 926 amino acids. The transcript is spliced from 2 exons. NCBI's taxonomy places the organism in Eukaryota, Fungi, Ascomycota, Dothideomycetes, Pleosporales, Trematosphaeriaceae.
CUCCAUUACAUGCACUCAUGGAGCCACUUUCUGCCCUCAGCAUAGCGACAGCAGUAGUUCAAUUCCUCGAUUUCACAGGAACAAUCGUGUCCGGAACAUGGAAGAUCUACAAGUCGAACCCCGGCGACUCCGAAGAACGGAAUUCAGACAUCAGAACGGUGACUGACAGCUUGAUGAAAUUGAAUAAGGAACUCUGCGAUGCCAUCAACUAUCCUAAUCUCAAACCCUUCUCUUCCCAAGACCAGCAAAUAUCGAAACUUGGCGAAAGAUGCAACGAGCUCGGCGAACAACUCAUCUCCGCAUUGAAUCGUCUGAGAUCACAGAACAAACAUCAGCUCUGGGAAAGCUUUCGUCUGGCCCUGAGGACCAUAUGGAGUGAGAACGAAAUUAGCACGCUGCAGCAAAGUCUGGAGAGCUAUCGACAGCAGAUUUCCAUGCAUAUUCUUGUCUCAUUGAGAGAACAGAUCGCUGCUACGCACGAAAGCCAAAGACAACACGACUGGCAAACGCAGACAACACUUGAUCAGACCCAGCGGCUUUGUAAAGAGAUACUGAGGGAGAUCGGCAACAGUAGCAGAUGGCAGGGCGAUGUUAUUGAGGCAAUCAAACGGAGUUAUGGACGAGGCGUCGCGACUCCAGGCUCUACGGCGCCGCCCGCAAACAUGCACGAUAUCUUGCAAACAAAUGAUUCCGAUCGCAUCAACCAACGGCUCCUUCAUUUCCUACGAUUCCAGGAGAUUGACAAUCGCUAUGAGAGGAUAUCUCCGGCUUAUCAGAAGACGUUCGAAUGGGUCUUCCGGCCUUCAUCCUCCAGCACCGCGAAGUGGGCAGACUUUACCCAAUGGGUGCGGGGCGAUGAUCCUCUGUAUUGGAUCACUGGGAAGGCCGGUGCUGGCAAGUCUACUUUGAUGAGGUUCAUCUACGACCACAAGCGCACUGAACAGGGUCUGCAAGCCUGGGCUGCCGAUCGACCGCUCGUCAUGGCAUAUUUUUUCUUCUGGAAUUCCGGAUCCGAAAUACAAAUGUCCUACGAAGGACUCGUCCGGACCUUGCUUUAUCAGAUUCUCCAAACGUUGCCCCAUCUCAUUCCGGCCGUGUUUCCGUAUCGAAUGGAAGUGGGAAUCUUGUUUGGCGAACAUGUCUUCGAAAAGGAGUCAUGGACUUGGGAAGAGUUGCUGAAGGCAUUCCGCGUCUUAGUGUCAAAGGCUACGGACACGCAUAAGCUUAUGUUCUUCAUCGAUGGCAUGGACGAAUUCCAAGGCCAGCCGUCCGAUCUUGUUGAUUUUAUUACAAGCCUGAUCGCUCCGGGGGUCAAGAUCUGUGCUUCGAGCCGCCCUUGGGUCGUCUUCGAGGACGCUUUCAGUCAUCGCCCGCAUCUCAGAUUGGAAGACCUCACCUACGAUGAUAUCAAACACUACGUUACGUCGAAGUUGACGGCCAAUCCUGGGUUCAAAGUAUUCCAGCAGUUUGACCCAAAGUUUUGCUCCGAACUCAUCGAGAACGUUUGCGUCAAGUCAUCUGGAGUGUUCCUGUGGAUCUUUUUAGUGACGCAGUCCCUCCUCGACGGGCUUUCGGAAGGCGAAAGGCUUUCCGACUUACAGAACAGGCUAGAUUCCCUUCCUGUCGAUCUCGAAAACCUCUUCUGGAAGGUACUGGCUAGCCUGAGCUCGUUUCACUUUCGAAGGGCUUCCCAGCUGUUCCAGCUAGUACGAGCCUCUUUGUUUCCCUUGACACUGCUUGAUAUGUCCUUUGCAGACGAGGACGACCCAAGUUUCGCAAUGAAAGCUCCCUGUGCGGUUCUUACCCUACAACAGGCCAAUUCGCGAGCGGAGCUUAUGCGGCGGCGAAUCAAUGCUUGCUGCAAAGGACUUCUCGAAGCGAACUCUGGUGCAUUCAAAUCCCUGCCUUCGACUCGCGUGGACUUCCUACAUCGCACCGUCAAAGAUUUCCUCGAACGCGGCGACAUCUGGUCAAAAGUGUGUGCAGCAACCGACGAGAACUUCAAUGCGAAUCUGCGGCUGUGUAAUUCCCGGAUCAUGUGGCUCAAAAGACAAGAUCCGGCAAAGAUCAGUGAGAAAAGCUUUUGGGAUGCGAUUACAUAUGGUAUCGAGUAUGCCGUUAGGUCGGAUCCUGUCUUGACGACAUAUCAAGUCCCUCUUCUCAACGAGAUCGACAGAACGGCAACGAGGGUAACGACUAAGUUGCUUCGACAGCAGUCCAUUGUCCAUCAAGCGGCGACCUGCAGUUCUGAAGAGAUGGCCCCCUACUGGACUUGGACACGCGUCGAAUGCCGUGAAGCCACCUCAUUCCUCAGCUUCGCCGCGCAGUGUCAACUAGUCCAAUACGUCGAUUUGAAAUUGCGAGCAAUGCCCCCAUCCAACGCGGCCGGAUGCGCCUCAGAACUCCUGUAUCUUGCCAUAACACUGUACGAAGUGUUUCUGAACGAGAAAGACCGACCCGCCGUUUAUCAUAAAGAGCCGAGCAAAGAGCUCAUAUUUCUUCUCCUGAAGUACGGGGCAGAUCCCAAUUUCCAGACUAGACCAACCUUACCUACGGCCUGGGAGCAGUUGCUAGACAAGUGCGACAUCAUCGUACGCUAUAACCGUCACGGUGAAAAUUUUGGACUUCCAAACUGGGAAGAUUUCAUGAAAGAAUUCCUAUUACAUGGUGCAGAUCCUCGGAAUCCUCGGCUUGAAACAGCUCUCGGCAAUUUCUCUCAUAUGAGAGAUCUGGUCAAACAGAAGAAGAGGGAAACAAGGUGGUCCCAUUACGGUUCAAAAUUGCGACGAUCGAAGUGAUGUCGGAUGUUGCGAAUGGCUACGAUCCUGUGGGGCUGCAUCACGAGAGCAUCGGUUAACACAAGGGUUAGUAGAGUCAUUGGCGACUCUUCGAGUAUCGUUGCCAAUUGGGACGGCCCAGUCAUCCUAUCAGUUUUGGAUCGCUACAGGCCGAACUCAGGAACAUCUUGUUUCUCAACACCUGCCAGGGUUCGAUUAUAUCCAAUCAGUCAUGCGAAUAUCGCCAAUCUUCUCGUCAACCUACAGGUUGCGCCUCAUAGUAUGGACUACGCGCCACAACACGAGCGAUACAAAUCCGAACCUCAUUCGAACCAGCUCAUCACCCAUGUAUUGCAGGGGUUCCGCGACCGAAGUGCGUAUGCAUGCUGCGC